UGGGGCAGGACGGGCUGGGCGCUGGCGGCCGAGCCGAAUCCCCUCCGCCGGGACGCCCCGCCGCCGCUCGGGAAGAGGCGGGCCCUGCGCGCCCUGCGCUCGCCAUGGCGGUUCGGGCGGCGACGUGAGCGGUUCCGCGGACCCCGAGUGGGGCCCCGGCCGCGAACUGAGCCGCCGCCGAGCGCCCGGGGCCAUGCGACCGACGCUGCUGUGGUCGCCGCUGCUGCUGCUCGGAGUCUUCGCCGCCGCGGCCCCGCCAGACCCUCUUUCCCAGCUGCCCGCUCCUCAGCACCCGAAGAUUCGCCUGUACAACGCAGAGCAGGUCCUGAGUUGGGAGCCAGUGGCCCUGAGCAAUAGCACGAGGCCUGUUGUCUACCAAGUGCAGUUUAAAUACACCGACAGUAAAUGGUUCAUGGCCGACAUCAUGUCCAUAGGGGUGAAUUGUACACAGAUCACAACAACAGAGUGUGACUUCACUGCCGCCACUUCCUCAGCAGGCUUCCCAAUGGAUUUCAAUGUCACUCUACGCCUUCGAGCUGAGCUGGGAGCACUCCAUUCUGCCUGGGUGACAAUGCCUUGGUUUCAACACUAUCGGAAUGUGACUGUCGGGCCUCCAAAAAACAUUGAGGUGACCCCAGCAGAAGGCUCCCUCAUCAUCAGGUUCUCCUCUCCCUUUGACAUCGCUGAUACCUCCACGGCCUUUUUUUGUUAUUAUGUCCAUUACUGGGAAAAAGGAGGAAUCCAACAGGUCAAAGGCCCUUUCAGAAGCAACUCCAUUUCACUGGAUAACUUAAAACCCUUCAGAGUGUACUGUUUACAAGUCCAGGCACAACUGCUUUGGAACAAAAGUAACAUCUUUAGAGUCGGGCAUUUAAGCAACAUAUCUUGCUACGAAACAAUGGCAGACGCCUCCACUGAGCUUCAGCAAGUCAUCCUGAUCUCCGUGGGAACAUUUUCGUUGCUGUUGGUGCUGGCAGGAGCCUGUUUCUUCCUGGUCCUGAAAUACAGAGGCCUGAUUAAAUACUGGUUUCACACUCCACCAAGCAUCCCGUUACAGAUAGAAGAGUAUUUAAAGGACCCAACUCAGCCCAUCUUAGAGGCCUUGGACAAGGACAGCUCACCAAAAGAUGACGUCUGGGACUCUGUGUCCAUUAUCUCGUUUCCAGAAAAGGAGCAAGAAGAUGUUCUCCAAACACUUUGAACCAAAGCAUGGGCCUAGCCCACCGGCUCCCUGGAAGAGAUCAUCGAGCCAUCGGAGCUGCUGGAGUUCUGUCUGGACUUUCCAGAGACCAGUAUUCCCUUUUGCUGCCUCUAAAAGGCCUGUCCCUGCAGACAUGAGAGACAGCAGGUCUCAUGGGGGUGACAAGCUUUUUUUUUUUUUUUUUUUUCUUGAAGAAUUUUCAAAAUCAAACAAGUUUCCAGAAUGAUUCUACGGAGAUAUCCCAGGAAAAUUAAGGCUUCUCUUAAACACUAAAAAGGCAUGUAAUUGCUUGUUAGCAAAAUGGAUAUGACACAUCUCUGAUGCUUUUUUCAUUAUUGGUUGGGCUGAGCAGUCAGAAGACCUGGUCUUCUUCUUGACUUUGGCAAAUGAGCCGGAGCCCCUCGGGCAGGUCACACAACCUGUGCCAGCAAGGGACACUGAGUGGCCCUUCAUGUACGUCCAUGGUGUGCUGGCUUAAAAUGUAAUUAAUCUUGUAAAUAUACUCCUAGUAAUUUAAGAUUUUGUUUUUAAACUAACUGGAAAUAAAAGAUUGUAUAGUGCAUGUUUUUUAAA
Messenger RNA from Pongo pygmaeus (Bornean orangutan), 1774 nucleotides. RefSeq names its product interferon gamma receptor 2 (gene IFNGR2). Bases 194 to 1201 code for a protein of 335 amino acids. Gene Ontology annotation, molecular function: cytokine receptor activity; protein binding. Lineage: Eukaryota; Metazoa; Chordata; Mammalia; Primates; Hominidae. The transcript is spliced from 7 exons. The record is from RefSeq and is a predicted model, not a curated record. Gene Ontology annotation, biological process: cytokine-mediated signaling pathway. Gene Ontology annotation, cellular component: plasma membrane.